This is a messenger RNA of Lodderomyces elongisporus, 468 nucleotides long. RefSeq names its product 40S ribosomal protein uS17 (gene RPS11A). The record is from RefSeq and is a predicted model, not a curated record. The transcript is spliced from 2 exons. Gene Ontology annotation, biological process: translation. Gene Ontology annotation, cellular component: cytosolic small ribosomal subunit; ribosome. Gene Ontology annotation, molecular function: structural constituent of ribosome. The coding region runs from base 1 to 468 and encodes 155 amino acids. NCBI's taxonomy places the organism in Eukaryota, Fungi, Ascomycota, Pichiomycetes, Serinales, Debaryomycetaceae.
AUGGCAACUGAGUUAACUGUUCAAUCCGAAAGAGCUUUCCAAAAGCAACCACACAUUUUCACCAACCCAAAGGCCAAAGCCAACAGAAAGACCAAGAGAUGGUAUAAAGACGUUGGUUUGGGUUUCAAGACUCCAAAGGCUGCCAUUGAAGGUUCAUACAUUGACAAGAAAUGUCCAUUCGUUGGUACCGUUUCCAUUAGAGGUAAGAUUCUUACUGGUGUUGUUGUCUCAACAAAGAUGCACAGAACCAUCAUCAUCAGAAGAGACUACUUGCACUAUGUUCCAAAAUACAACAGAUACGAAAAGAGACACAAGAAUGUUGCUGCUCACAUCUCACCAGCUUUCAGAGUUUCAGAAGGUGAUGUUGUCACUGUUGGUCAAUGUAGACCAAUCUCAAAGACCGUCAGAUUCAACGUCUUGAAGGUUGCUGCUUCUGGUUCUAAAUCAAAGGCUUUUGCCAAAUUCUAA